CCUCCCGAGCAGCGGUAUGCAAGAUGGCGCGAGGGUGCUGGGUGUGGAGGCAGUUUGGGCUUUUUCUCCUCCUGGCGGAGAGUUGUCAAAUAUUGGCAGGAGUGGUGACAACACGUGAUCCAAACCCUGUGGCAGAUGAGUUUACUGCUGUAUUAUUAUCCUGCAUUACUACCCACAAUCCAAGUGGCGAGCUUCGUGUUGAAUGGAAGAAAUUGAAUGCUGGCACCGAUUUAGUUUAUUUUGAAAACCGGCUUAGAGGAGAUCUGGUUGGUCGUGCAGAGGUCCAAGGCUGGUCUAUACAUAUACACAAUGUGACUCGGAAAGAUGCUGCAGUAUAUCGCUGUGAAGUAGUACGUAAAGAAGAGGGAUAUUUGGGUGACGUUUCUGUUAACCUAACAGUGCGAGUGAGACCUAUUACACCACAAUGUACUGUGCCGAAAUCCGUGCCAGUGGGGAAGACUGCAGUUUUGACUUGUAAUGAGAAUGAAGGCUAUCCGCCAUCCAAAUACAUUUGGUACAGAAAUGGUGACCCUGUUCCAGAUGAUCCAAAAUCCAAUUCAAAGUUUCAUAAUUCUUCAUAUAAAAUAGAUGCCAAAGCAGGAACUCUGCGCUUCACUGUCAUCUCAAAACUGGACAUUGGAGAAUACCAUUGUGUUGCGGAAAAUGUUGUUGGAAAUGCAAAGUGUGAACCUCAGCGCAUGGAAGUUUAUGAUAUUAAUGUUGCUGCGAUAAUUGGUGGUGUUCUAGUUGUAGUUCUUGUCCUACUAUUUAUAACCAUCGUCAUCAGAUUUGCAUAUAAACGAGGAUACUUCACAAAGAAACAGUCUGAAAAGGGUUACCAGGCUUCCUCAAAAGCAGAUGAUGUUGACUAUGUCAGAUCAAAUCCUAUGGACAGUGAGGGAGAUUUCCGACAUAAAUCAUCCUUUGUUAUCUAAAAAGGGAGAAGAUCAAAGAAGCGAAGACAACAGAUGCGCUUCGUAAAGGAACUCAAACAUGUAGUGAAUUUAAAUAUUUAUGUAUGGAUCACAAAUCUGUAAAGUUAAUAUGUAGAGAUUUGUAACAAAAUGACUCUCAUUGCCAAAGCUGUUGACCACUGUUUCUACCACUAAAUAUUUUUCAUUUAAUUUGCAUUUUUGACAGAAGUUGUCUUGGUACUGGUAAGGAGGUCCCCUAAUUAUCUGCUGUUGUAUUACAAGGCUAAAAGCCCUAACAUUAGGUUCUGGAAAAGAAAACUUGCACAAUUAAGGGCCAAGAAAUGGUAAAUAUCAAAUUUAGUCAGACCAACUGAUUAUUUUUUGAAAAUGUAUUUUCCUGUAAUCGUUCAAGGCUUUGAUCUCUAAAAUAGGUUUAAAAAUUAUCAGCAAAGAAUAUCUAAGUUGAUGAGUACUUUUUUCUGUUGAGAUCUCUCCAGAUCCUUUAUUCAUUUGAAAUGAGGGUUUAUUAGAUAAAGUUGUACAGAAUAUGCAAAUAUGAUUUGAAAUAAUGUUAAUUCAUUCAUCUGGAGCUCUGUAGUUUUACCUCAACCUACGACAAGAAAACUGCCAUGAGGUUACUCAAGGAAAAAAAAUAAGUCUUAAGGAGAUCGCUGAUAGAAUAAGAGUUUCAACGAUUGAAGUGUUCCGUACUUGUUUCAUUGAGUGGCUUUUCUUCUGGUUAAAUAUUAAAAUAACAAAAUUCUUUGGAUUUUUUUUGCUUCAAACCAACCAAUUUGCCUACUUUUGACUUAGAGUUUAAUAGAAAGCAGCCAUUAAAUAUUGAAGGAUGAUUAAACAGAAUUGAAAAAUGCCAACAUUUAAAUUAGCACUAGAUUUUUUUCAUCAAGCGUAGGAAUUCAAAUGAUUGAAUAGAAUGGUAAACAAAAACCUUUUUUUGGAAUUCAGGAACCAAGUGAAUUUUCACAAUUGUGCUUUUCUGGGUCAAGGUGGGAAUAUUAAAGUUCAGGCCAGUGUUAUUUAUCAGGUACUUUUACCAUCUAACCACUCGAUUAGUAGCUAGCUAACUUUCAGUUUUGAAGACGCAAUCAAGGAGGUGAUCUUUAGCUAUCCUUUUGAAUUCAAAGUUUUGAAUCAUUUGUCACAAGUUUUGCCUCAAUCUCAACUCAAGGGCAUUAAGCUUGUUAGAUUUUCAAAUUAAAUACCACUUUGAACUUUUACAGUUCAUUAACAACUACAGAUCAAUUAAGCAGUAGUUUCAGAAUUCCUACACAAUAGGUUGCUUUCCAAAAAUGUACUAUAUUUAGCAGUCUCUGCUAAAUAUAAAACAAGACCCACAUUUAUAUUGCACCUUGACAACCAAUAAGUGUCAUCUUUUAUUAUACAGAAUAACUGGGCAGUUGAGAUUCCGUACCAAAAAGUGAGAAAUGAAUUUUGUAGUGGUGGGCAACUGAAUCAUUUUGGUCAGGACUUGGAGACCUCAUGUAUUUCUUUGAAUACUGUCACAAGAUCUUCAAUAUUUACUUGGAUCAGCAGACAGCCUUGGUUCAACCGAACCCUUUGCUGAGAGAAUGCUGCACUAUCAAAGUGCCAGUCUAGAUUGUGAAACUUAAACAGCACCCUUUUAUUUACUAAAGUCUUUAACACACACAGUAUUAUUGACAGAACAAAAUGGAUCUGGUUGCAUCAGAAUCCACUGAUUACGUUUUAUAAUUUAAUAUUUCUAAAUGAUUCUUGUACUUUUUACAAAAAUAUUAUCACUAAACAUGUUUCAAAAUAUUGAUUCCUAAUGUGUAGUUAUUACACUUUUUGUAAAAUGAUAGUGAUGUGUAUAUUUCAGAUGCAUUUAUACUACUGUUAUUCUGAGAAGAAUAUUUUGUGUAAAGUUGAUCUCUUGGGGGCUAGAGAUCAUUUAGUGAAACUUAAGAAUUUAAAACAAUUGUGGCAUGUUUAGUUCACUGUGAAGCUUGAAAGUACAGAUGUUGAACUCCACUACAACUCAUGUAUAAAAGGUAGCCCCCGAACCAGUUUUAUUUUGUCCAGUCCUCCUAGUAAAUCCUCAGUAGGCUCUGUUCAUACAUAGAUUUAUACCCCAACAUUCAGCCACUUUGUCCCCCACACCAGAGAAGCUGUUUGUUUGUGUUCAUUUCUUUUUUUAAAAAAAACUCAAAUUGAUAUUCACUAAAUGUGAAACCAUCCUCAAUUGUUUCUGUUCAAUUUUAGCCUAGCCAAAAAGAAAACAUGCCGCUCCUUCCAAAGGUUUGUUCAUUUAGUUGUGUGCAGGGAGCAGUGUAAUGGUAGAAAUUUUGUAUAUAUCAAUAUUGAUAACUAUGUUGGCUUUAAUCUGUUGUAGGUUGGAUUAGAAGUGCAUAUCACACUAGCUAAACAUCUGUAUGGAAUCUAAUGUAAAAUUUAGUGAAUAGAAUGAGAGGGACAUUUUUCUGGAUUUCAUAAUCUAGAGAAAACAGUAAUUUUGUACACAAUCUAAUUUUUGCCUUGCAUCAGAAGACCGGAUUGCAUUUUUUAGUUCACUACUUUGUAAUUUUCAGAUUUUGGAAAAAAAAUCACUAAACAUUGUUUCCUUUUUUGUUGUUGCACUAAAGUUAAUGUAAUUUUACAAAACAUAAUAUUUUCUCCAUGGCCAAGCUAUGUGUUCUCAUUAACAAGUUGAGGAAUAAAUGUCACUUUUGGAUUGUAA
Molecule: messenger RNA, 3630 nt
Organism: Stegostoma tigrinum
Lineage: Eukaryota; Metazoa; Chordata; Chondrichthyes; Orectolobiformes; Stegostomatidae
Gene: jam3b
Product: junctional adhesion molecule 3b
Exons: 10
Coding region: 24-935 (303 amino acids)
Biological process (GO): angiogenesis; cell adhesion
Molecular function (GO): protein homodimerization activity; protein heterodimerization activity
Source: RefSeq, a predicted model, not a curated record